Molecule: messenger RNA, 2784 nt
Organism: Mesocestoides corti
Lineage: Eukaryota; Metazoa; Platyhelminthes; Cestoda; Cyclophyllidea; Mesocestoididae
Source: the annotation of a GenBank genome assembly
AUGCGGUCAUGCCUGCUCUCUGGAAAUGUGUUGGAGGCAGUUGUUGCAUUUCACGAACGUUCCGUUCGAGCCCAAAGAGAAGAAGCCGACUAUAUUCACUUAGACACGUCGGCAGUGUAUAGCGCGGUUGAAACGUCGCGGAAAAGAUUGUCAAGGGCACUACUCAAGUUGAUAGAGACUUGUGUUUCGGAGACACUGCGUCAUCAGCGCCAGUUCCGCAUGAAGUAUACGGAAGAUCUAAAUAUGGAAUCAAUUGAGGAAUGCUUGAUCUCUGCUGCAAAUAAGGUUCUUGAUGUUUCAGCCUCUGACCGCUCUUUGGUCGCGGUGCGUCCAAUAGCUCGUACCUUCUUAGAUACCCUGGCCCGAGUCCAAACUCAGGUCGAUACUGUUAUCGAGACUAACAAUCGUUAUCGCAAAAUGCUUUCCAAAGGACGCGCUAAGCGGCUUCACAUUAGGCGGAACUCUUCCGUCACCAAGUUACCUUUCUUCAAGAGAGCGGUGGCAGAAAGUGAUUCGGGUAACCUUUGUGGGGGCUUGGACACAGUGCGCUUUCAGGCUCUCAGCACCACCCAAGAUAGCCUGUACGAGGUCAUCUUCGUGUUUGUAGAGUCCGAGGUGGCCACAGUGGCCACACGUGCACAACACCGGGACAAACAAACCCUCCCGUCCAGUGCCUCCCUCCCUGCAUUGCCAGUUGCACCGAACACUGACGAGUUCCAUCGUGACAGCCGUGAUCCUAAAGCCGAGAUGCGGGACUUGAUUGGCCUGCUAAUCGAGGUCGACCACGACAUGGCAAUUUUCGAGUUUGCUCUCAUCUCCUCGGUGUCGCGACGUCUGCGAAGUGAAGCUGAGGCUGGUGAGGUGCAGAGCGAAACAUGUUUACAAGAACUCGGGUUGUCCUGUCACCGCCAGAUCAUGUGCUGUUCCAACUUCACACCCAAUUGUUUUUGUGGCCCUGGGCCCUCCAAAUCUACUUCUUGCCACGUCUUGACCGCCUCUCCAAGGACCUUCACAAAGCGUUGUCAAAAUGUGUGCGCUACUUGUGCAGUAGAACGCUUCAACUGUUGGUGGUCAACCGCGACCCCACGAUUGCACACCGUCGAUGACUGCCACUUGGAGGUGGCGGUGCUCUUCUCGGAGACGCUAAUGUGGGCGCGCGCCGUGGGCCUGGUGGACGCCCAGCGACUGGCCGACCGCGAUCCCGUGCUCCUCGUGGCGCUGCCUCGUCUGGCCGUCUUCGCGGGGUGCUACCUCCUGCCAGACGGCCCGAUCGGCCCCAACCGCCUCAACACCGGACCAAUCACUGCCGAACCCAAAAAAGGACUGUGCCCGACUGCAGACAGUAUUCGUCCACUAAACACUGGUUCUCUCAAGCACACGUGCUGGUGCCGCAUUGUACGUACAAAAGAGAUUAAGGGACUUGACUUGGAUAAGUUUACCCUGAACUCUAAAACUGUGGCCGAUGUUCAAAUUGAAAUGGGCAUUUUUCGCGUCUUCCGCGUCACCGUGUUCUCUUCUGCCGUUGCACCAAGGGCCCGUCCAGCCUUUAUGUUCGCCGAGUCUACCAAGGAGCUCACGUACCUGGCGCGCCAGCUCUCGGUGCUGCGGGCGGACCAGCUCUGGCGCCUGGCCUGUUGGACGUCGCCGUUCGGGCUCUCCGACGCAGAGGCCCAGUGUGUCGACACCGCCGCCAGCCUCGCGAAACCGCCUCACCGCGUGCAGGCCGGCGCUGUCAUGAAGCAGUGCACUCUCUUCGGCUGGAACACCUACGGCCUGCACUGCAUCUACAAGUCCAUCGCACAGGUCGCCAGCCGUCUCUCCACCAACCACCCGACGGAGCUGAGGUACAUCCUUCAGCUGGCAAUUGAGUUACACGAUCCCCCGGUGGAAGGCGGUCUUGGGGAACCUGCUGCCGACACGGAAGCGGCACAGGAGGAGGAGGAGGAGGCGGACAGAGAGCUUCAACCGAUCUGCCCCUUGGACAGCGAGGUUGCUGCGGGCUGCCUUCACAGCGGCCAAAUCCACGGCGUCAAUUUGGCUGACCUCUUCAACUGGCAGCGCCUUGUCACCGCCUCGCCAGACCAACGGCCGCCCUGUAAGGACCUUUUCAAGAAAAAGCCCGCGACUUCUCGUCCCUCCAGCGCUGACAAGGGCCCUGGUCUGUCCUCCAUCGAGCACCUCUUCACCCCCGUUGAACCGCCUGCCUGUGAGGAGGUCGGCGUCGACGUGGUCGCUUCCCUCGCGACUGAAGCCGACUCGACGAAGCUUGCAGAGCCGUCUUGCGCUCUCUCAGCAACAACUAGAUCGCUGUUUCUCUCGCUGUUCCGUUCUGCGCCAAUCGAAAACGCCACCCCGGCUGCACCAGCGAACCCCCUCUACCCCCUGGCCCUAUGGCAGCCGGACACGUACGUGGGAGGAGCGGCGGCCAGCGACACCGUGGAGGACGACGAAACGAACGACGGCGACGACGACACCGACAGUGGUGGCCUCGGCCACGGCCGGUGGGCGUCGGGGGCGGCGCGGGUGGGGCGCGAUUGCGUUCGCUGCAAGGCGCGCUUCGUGUCCCUUCUGCGCCGACGCCACCAUUGUCGCCGCUGCGGCCACAUCUUCUGUGCCGCUUGCUGCAGCGAGCGCGCACCAGUUGCUGCCCUCAUCGAACUCGGCAACAUCGGCGCCACCGAGGGAAUGCCACCGACUGCGCUUGUGCGCGUGUGUGUGGAGUGCGCCGAGUUCAUUCGAUCUGGACUCGGGGAGUCCCUUGAUCAAUCCAUCCUUGCGCUUUGA